CUCAUAUCUGAACGAAGGAGACGACUCAUGAAAGCUAGGGGAACCAGCGACGCGAGAUGUUGCACACAUCCGACUCUUACGACCACCGCAGUGUGAGCGAUGCUAGGAGCAAACCGUGGAUGCCAGGCAAAAAUGAUCCCGCGGGCCAGCAGAAUGGUGGACGGGGCGUGUGUGCGGUGGCCGCACACGACCAUGGCGGGCCUCUGGUUGCGUCCUACAACGACCCGGGCCUAUCUCUUGCCACGGACGACAUGCGCACACGCAUGACACUCGCCCUCGAAGACGAGCUCCACGACGACCCCGCCAUGGCCGCUCUCUUCGAGCCGAAGCGCUCUCUCACCGGAGGCGCCACCUUGAAGCCGUGCAUCGUCCCGGGCAAUGCGCUCCAGCUGAUCGACGACGAUCCCACUGCCUCACGCUCGCACACGCCGUCGUCCGUCAUCGUCCUCGAGAGCGACCCGCAGCUGGAUCCCGCCGCGCCGCACGACGCCAGCGCAGACAGCUCCGCCGACCUCGAGGCGCCGCAGCGCCGCCCUGUCCCGCGCGUCCGCUUUCGUUCACGAGUACGCAUCACGUCUGGGUUGCGCCGGAGCAAGCACAUCGAAGGUGACGCUGCGAGCCCCGCGAGCUCGGCGAGCGACUCGCCCUCGUCGUCCAUCUCGGCGCCGCUGCGAUGGCAGGCGGACGAGAACACCGCGUGGGGCCCUCUCGGCCGCAGAUUGAGCGCAUAUGCACAGCAGAACGGGUGGCAGAAACGCGCGCCGAGCGCUGGCCCCCGACAUGGGGACGUGCGCGCCCCGGUGCCCCACCGCCAGCCCCAACCGCGGGCGAAGAUGGACGAGCGCACGCCGUUGGUUAGGACUGGGCGGCAUGUUGCGUAUGUGGAUGCGGGGCUGGAUGGUGGGAGAGAUGCAGACGACGAGAGGCUACCUGAAGGCGAGUACGAGGAUAGCGACGAUGAGAGUGAGCGGGAUCAUACGUUGCGGAAGGCUGCGCUAAGGCGAGAAGAAGAAGCUAUUUUUGGUCCAUGGCCAUGGAGACUGUUCAACAGACAUUGGUGGUGGUGGCAUACCGAGCCCGUUCUACGUUGCUUAUGCGCUGAUGAUCCAGAAUACGAAUAGUGAUUGCAACGCUCAUCAGACGAUAUCCACGUUAUUUCAUACAUACUUCGCGUUUAUUCUUAUUCCCAUGUAUUGCGCUAUGUCCAUGUAUACGUAUCAGUUAAGAAUCCA
Phanerochaete carnosa HHB-10118-sp is the source of this 1232-nucleotide messenger RNA. RefSeq lists its product as uncharacterized. NCBI's taxonomy places the organism in Eukaryota, Fungi, Basidiomycota, Agaricomycetes, Polyporales, Phanerochaetaceae. The transcript has 3 exons. The record is from RefSeq and is a predicted model, not a curated record. The coding region runs from base 57 to 1121 and encodes 354 amino acids.